Molecule: messenger RNA, 11426 nt
Organism: Porites evermanni
Lineage: Eukaryota; Metazoa; Cnidaria; Anthozoa; Scleractinia; Poritidae
Source: the annotation of a GenBank genome assembly
AUGAUUUUGUUCACUCAGGGCACUGACUUUAAUAGCACAGCUGGUUUUGAUGCACUGUGCAAGCGAAUGAGAGAUGGGAGACAAAUGACUCAGGAUUUGGAAGACUUUAUUAGACAAAGGUAAGACUGUGUACAAACAGUUAAUGUUCAGAACCCUGGCAUAAUGAGUGGAAUUCAAGCCCCUAUAGUUAUAGUGAAUUUGUGGUACAGGACACAAGUAAAAUUGUGACAUUCCCCACCUGUUCUAAUAAUGAUUUUUCCAGGCCAUUUAUAGUUCUUUCCUUCCUCCGCUCUUGCCUUCUUUUGUGUGAUAUAUAUAAUGAUACUAUAUUUUUUGGGUAAUUAAGCGCUACACUUUGUGAAUUGGUUUUGUUAGAUCUAUACUUUAAUUUAAAGGUUAAAAAUCAACAUUAGCUAUCAGCUUGGUGGGAAAAUAACUACUGACCAAGUACUGAGCCAUUGCACUAAACAGGGCCUGCAUGGUUCCUGAAAGGAUGAUUACAACACUCAUCCAGGACUGGAUUAAAAUUUUAAUCCAUCAUCCUUUAUCCUUUGAUAUCAUUUUGAGUAUCGAUCAGUUUUUAUUAUCAACAUCCUGUUCUCAGAUUAAAGGCUAAAAAAAUACCUUGUAAGCUUUUCACUUGCAUGUCCUGAGGGCUAGACAAGAAAACUGGGUCUAAAAUUUGGAUUUUUAUUGAGCAAGCCCAACCAUCUUUUGAGAACCAGGCCUUAUAAGUGCAUGCUGUCCACUGAAAAGAUAUAGGCACUGAGUCGUGUAUCUCUAUCUUGUGGAUAUUGUAUACUUUUACCCUAGGUACUACAGUGAUUUUGUUCCAAAUAGUUAUGGUGAGUCCUGGGACUCAUCAUGUGAAAAAUCAUGAGUCCCUGUUCAUUUAACAGAUGAGUCCCAGCUUGUUCAAAAAAAAAAAAAAUUACUCUUACACAUGUACUUUAAAUUGAAAAUGCUUGGGCCUUUUUGUAACCACACAGAUAAAUCUGGAACCAGCUGAUGCCAAAACUCUUUAUUACAAGAUGCUGACAUUAGAAUAUAGUCCUUUUAUAUUAAUUUAAAGCAUGAGAAAAAAACAAUUAUUUUGCAUCUUUAAACAACAGCUACAGAAAUCACGUGAACAGGAUUAUAAUAAUUCUACCAAAAAAAAAAAUCUUCAAAUCAAUUGAUUGUUGUUUGCGUCCUGCAGGAUGCAUUUCAUGAAUUAUUUUCAUCUUUAAUUUGGGGAUUAUUUUUAUGUAUCGGAGACACAGGACGCAGAAGUAACAAAAUCACUGUGUAGUGUAGCUUCCUUAAAUCUUUUUCGAUUUUUUACCCAAUGUAUGGCAUAAUUUUAUUCUUCAUUUGAAUAACUGGGACCAGAACCUGAUGGGGUCUCUAUGUGGCAACAAAACAAAAAAAAUUGAUUUGUAACUAAUCUAAAUGUAUUUCAAUUCUCUUGCUCUCCUUGCUGAUAUACAAGGGUAGAGGAUAUUACAUGGCUGUGCGGAGAGAUAAACAACAUUUCUCUUCAAGUGUUAGAAAACCUUUCGCUCUUUCACUUUGCUCACUCAUUAUUUCUUCAACAUGGGAAAAGAAAUUUUGUUUCUCCAAGUGGCCAUGUGCAAUCAUGUAAUGUUCUGUUUUUAAAAAUUAUCUUAAUAUAUUGAUCACCAGAAAUAAAAUAAUGUUACAUGUAGUUACACAAACCAUUUCACUUUAUUUUCUUUUUAGCUGCAAAAGGCGUGAUUAAUCAUGUAGCCAUAGCAACAAUGAUCUAAUUCCCACAAGUGAAGAAUUAACAUGUUAUGUAAUUUGUGAAGAUAUCAUGUUUUCACACAAAGGCUCACCUGGUAUUUCAUGUAAUUCAACAUGAUAUAUCAUAAUUAUUCUAAUAUUUUUUAUUAGGGCUGAUGCUGAGGAGAAGUAUGGAAAGGCUUUGAUAAAACUUGCAGAAGGUGCUAAAGGCAAAGAUGAGAUUGGGUAUGGAUUGAUAAGUACAGACAGUGGAAAUAAAAUUUAUACAAUAACUAAUGGUCCAAACUGAGAUCAACAGAUGUUAUGCUCUUACUAAUACACUGUACAUAAUAUAUAAACAAAAAGUCACACUUUCAUCCUUUUAUCUUGUAUUAAAGUCCUUUAGUCACGACCAUUUACUCAAUAUUAUCAACAAACAGAAAAAUAAAAUUGGCCUUGGGAAUUAAUGCGUGACCUUGUCCUGCUAUAAGUUUAGACUGUAGUUUAGAGACCCUUCCAGUUCUCUCUCUUGUGAAUAGUUGUCAUGGGUUAAAGAAAAAAGUGUUCCUUUUUGGUGGAAGCAUACGAAGCAGUUCAUAAUGUUUCAACACAUUUGCCACUAGUUUAUGAGAUAAGAGAACUAUUGUGGUAACAUGAGUUUGAAUGAUGGCAUGAAGCAGAUCAACCAUCUUCCUCCAUUUUGGAGUUUUAUGGUGACUGUAAUUAAUUUGGAAGUUAGAGUAUGUCAUCCUUUUGUAUUGUUAAGUUUAAUCAUAGUUAAUUGAGUGGAAUGGUUAUGAAACCCGUCAGACUCCUUUGUUAUAUGUUUUUGUGGACCUGAAAGUGCACAACGUUCAAAAGAAUUCCUAUCAUUUUGAUUGUAUUGACCAAUAAAAAUAAUUUGCCAACAGAAAACAAAGGAUUGUGCACUUUCAGGGUGCUUCCAACAUAAACUGCAGCACUGUUGUUUUUAUCAUUGAUGUUUGCCGCUUUUCAUAACCAGUCUCCUCUAAUAACUAUGGUUUAAUUUAUAAUUUCCAGUGAAUUCAAGAGGGGGUCAGUUGACCCAGGAUCAGUGUUUUGUCCUAACCCCAUGAAAAUCCCUUCAUCCUGACCAAUUGCCCCUUGACAAGGAGAUUUGUUGGGAGAACUGAAGUUUUCCUGAAAACAAAAGAAAACAGUUUAUUAUAUAUUGUUUAUAAUCCUUAUACAUUAUUGGCAUUCUUAAAUCAUAUUAAAUUUUUCUACUCUUUUUGGGCCCACUUGCUGUUACUUUGUCUCCUCUAACCCACUCAAUGUAUUUUUUCCCUUCAUAAUUAUAUUAUAUCAUAUAAUAUCAGGUUUUGCUUUGCUUGUCUUCUUUAAUUUGGUAGUGCAACAAAAUGAAAAAAAAAUAAUGUCUAUAACUGGCACAUAUAUUCAUUUAAAUUAAUUGCACAACUUUUGGGAAAUUUUCAGUUUACAAUGUGUUUAUGUUAUUUUUUGUAGGACCCUUAGAGAGUCCUGGGAUGUCCUUAAAACAGGUAUAAAAUGAUAUUUAUCUGUCAAUAAACUUAUUAACCUUUAAAAAUUUAACAAAGUAUCACUCCAGUUCUCUGCCUCCACCCCUCUGGAAAUCCCUUUUCUCCCAUAUAGAUAGUUUCUGUAUCCACACAAAACUGAAGGUCCAGAGUGAAUUAAAUUUAAAUUAUUGAGAAGGACUAGAAGAAAACACAAACAAAAAAUAAUUAUAUUCAAUGUGCUGUAAAAAAGAAGAUGAACUUUGAGUGUCAUUGUAUUUAGCAUGGAUUUCUCAUUAGGGACAGACACUAUUUUUUUGUCUCCAACUGGAGACGGGACUGUCAUUUUACAUGGUCAUCGGAGCCACUCAAAGGUCUAGCCACUUGCAGUGCAAAGGGAGUACCUUUAUUACUCAGUUAUUUUCUAAGACCCUGCAUGAGUAUUGGUCUGGCCCCUGGAAUCCACCACCUCCCACACUGCAAUCGAGCGCUGUACCGACUGAGCUAAUCCUGCCCAAACUUAUACAUGCCUUUGAUUUGAUUUACUAUACCUUAGGGACAUAAACAAACUAACCAAGUGACAGACAAGCCAUGCGAACGACUUUGUAAAACUAAAAGCCAUGCAAGGGAGAAACCUCUGCUCACAGAGUAUAGAAUCUCAUGCCCUCAAGAGUUAGGCCUGAGAAUUAUUGUUCAUCAGACGUUUGGGAUUUAGGAAGUGAUGGAAAUGACUGUUUGAUAUUCCUGUCACAGUACUGUUUAUCACUGAAUACUAGAAUUUAGUAUUCAGUAACAGUACUUUAACCCUGUAAGCCCUAAGAGUGAUCAGCAUCAAAUUUCUCCUUGUAAUAUCAAUUUUAUUUGUAAAACAGAGUAGUCAUGAGAAUUACGGACAUGAUCUUACAAGAUGAAUUUGCUUGAUAUUUUAUCAACUUCUCCCCACUUAACUUCUGUAAGAAAAAUGAAUAGGGGCAACAAAUGAGAAUUCAAAUUUUGAUUUUAGGGUUUAAAGGGUUAACAGGAAUUAAUAGACCGUUUUACCGAUAUGGCAGCCAUAUUGAAUUACUUCGAUUUAAGGAGUAUUAUGGGUUGCCCAUGGGGCAUGAGCACCAUCGUACUCGCUUAGUAUUAGAAAUAUGGCUUUCAUUUUUAUUUUCUCAGGAAAAAGGCCAUCAUCAACGAUCUUUUUUCCCAUUACAAUCUAAUUAGUCUUAGAAAAAUUUAAGAAAAAAUGCCUCGAAAGGCGCUGGUAAAUAUAAGUAAAAGAAUGUGCUUAUGCCUCCUGGGCAUCCCAUAGAACUCCUUAAAUCUAACCUAUUCAAUGUGGCUGCAGUAUCGGUAAAAAGGUCUAUUAAACAGUCAUAAUUUAUGAAUUGCAUCCACAACAAUCAUGUACAUGUACAUGUAUUGUAUGUGAAUUGUUAUUUGCUAUUGCUAUUACGUUUGUUUAUUUUUGUCUACAGAAACAGAAAAUAUUGGCAAAGCACAUAUUUCUCUGGCUCAGCAACUUAUUGAACAACUAGAACAAUGUAUCAGUCAUUUUAGAGAAGCACAGCGCGAAAAACGGAAGAGGGUAAAAUUCCAUUAUUAAAUUUUUGAAAUACAUGUUUGUCACAUUGUUAGCAUAGUCCAUGACCAAUCGGCUCCAGUGCUUGCAGGUGACCUGUUGCGCCAGUUUUCUGGAAUUCUAAAAUUAAUGUAAGUGACUCAGACCAAAAGUUGUGUCCCUUAAUGUUGUGUAAAACUGUUGUCAAUUAGUUACGUGAUUUUGAAAAUAGAGAGGAGAUUACCCUGGCUGAGUUCAGAUCGAGUUAGUUGAAAACAACAAUAUUAAAAUGGCCAUAGAACAAUUGUAGUUUGGAAUCAGUACGUUGUAGAAGAACUUAUUAACCACUUGGAUGUUUUUCACGUCAGAAUUAAAAGUAACAAAAAGUGAAAAUCGUUAUAUUGUUUUCUUGUUCAUAAAGGUUGAGGAAUCAGUUAAAAGAUCACAGAGAAACAAAAAGACUCUUUUUGACACAAGUUUUAAGGUACAUUAGUCCUGCUCUUCGUCUGAAUUCUUUAUUUAUUUAUGCAUGCGCUUAAUAUUACUUUUAGAUCGUAGUUUCCUCAUUGAAGUUAUAAUAUAUUGUAGUUUUUUUUAACACUCACCUGUUUAACAGAUUAAUUAUACGUUCACUCGGGAAAGACGCCGAGUGCAAAAUAUGCAAGACAAUUAAGUUCUGUUGUGUUAACCUUACAACCAAAAUGGAUUUACAUGUAACAUCAGGAUUGACAAUCGAGAGGCUUAAAGAAAACAUGGCUGAACCGCUGUUCUGCCUAAAAAAAUAUAUAGCAAGAUUAGAUUGGGGUAAGCAUGUUUUUAAACUUAAAAUAUUUUCAACGACUAAUAAAAUGAUCAUUGGAAUUGUCUUUCGUGUAACAAUGAAGAAUUUUAAAUGCAGACCUCGGAGGUUAUCUGCCUCGCUUUCAGCCUCGUUAGAUAUUACACCCUCUUCGAUCCGGCAUAACUGUUCAUGUCAUACUCAGCCUCAUCCAAUAAUUCGUCUAAAAAUAAAUCUAACAAUUUAAUAUUAUGCAAACUAAGAUCAUGUAAGAUGGUUGGUUCGUAUCAUACUCAGCUUAAAAAAAAUUAUGAACAAAGAUGUCGAGAGGUGGAUGCAGCAGAUGAAGCUUUCAAAAAAUCAGUUUCUCUCGCAAGCAAGGACGAAGAAAAGGUAAUGAAAUUAAAGUGCUCAUACAGACUGUACCUUCACUAGCAAAGGCUAAAAAAUCUUUUUGGUAUCUGGUUUAUGAACGACAACUUUCUUCAUUACAGGUCAUGUUUUAACACGGUUGUUUCAAAUCCAGGUUCUACAAAACGAUUGAUUUAAUACCAUUUUCAUUGCAGCUGUAAGUGGAUCCAUCAAUACUUCUGAAAACGUUAAGUUAUCUUUAAAGUGUUCAAAACUGAAGAUCAGCGACCGUUGUGAUCUGUAACUGAGAAGUUGCAGUUGCCAUAAUAAUCAAGGUUGACCUUUUCACAAAGUUUAAGCUGAAAAUUUUCCAGUAUAAAACUCCUUUACUUUUUCAACAAUUUACGGUGUAUUUGAAAGCGCUUAGUUAGUUGCCAAGACUUGCUUAUCAGGUGAGCUAUUCCACAGUGCUACCUUUUGUCGCUCUCACUUUUAAUUAGGUCAUUUUGUUUUCUCUGCAAUUAAGUUACAUGCAUUAAAAAAAGCAGCAACAUUUAAGGUAAUCCAAGACAGUUUUAAAUUCUGGAUUCCGCGCCUUGGAUUUGGACUUCAGGAACUGGAUUCUGGAUUCUUGUCACUUGGAUCUGGAUUCCAAUUAUUAGUGGGAUUCCAGAUUCCUUGAGCUGUAUUCCAGAUUCCAAAGGCUAGGAUUCCGUAUACCACAAGCGAAAAUUUCCUAGAUUCCGGAUUCCGCAAACACGAAUUUCCCGGAUUCAAAUAACGAAACUUACAGUAGUCCAUUUUCUUGUCAAAUAGCUGAGAACUCGACUUGGCAAAGCAAAGACAGCAGUCGAACAAGCAGGUGAGAAAAUCAGUCCCAUUUCUUAAAGGACCUGUGUCACGAAAUUUAUCAAAGUUGUAACGGUGGUAACCGCCAACAAACUGAGUGAAGUACAAAAAUAUCUGCUUAAAACUUGCAAAGAAAGUAUAAAGACAAACUUGAAGAAGGCUGAAACGGAGUACAUUUGUGGUUGUCUUUCAAAGUUCAGUUUGGCGUGUUAAUUGGCGAGCACCAUCUUAUUUAGUGACCAGUUACCAGAGUCUAAGCGGACAAAAUUGUUAGUAAAUCUCUAAAAUCCAAGCCUCAAUUAAUCGGCCUCUUGUCCUUUCCGCGGAGGGUGGCCGCUUGAUGUUGGUUCGAAUGUACAUUAAUAUACUUGCUUUUUUAUUAUUAUUUUUAUUAUUAAUUAUUAUUAUUAUUAUUGUUACUAUUUAUUUUAUUUUAUUUUUAUUUUUAGAUUCAGCUUACCAGAAUUCAGUACGCCAACUUGAAGAUGCGCGUCUGCUGUGGGAAAAAGAAAUGGAACAAUGCUGCGAAGUAAGAUUCUUUGAUGUUUUUGCUCAUUGAAGAGUGAUUACCUCAGACAUAAUGAAUCAGUCGCCCCGUUUGCCAAAAAGCUGAAUAUAUACAGCGCCAACUGCAGUGUAAUACCGUAUUGUUAAGUUAUCGCUUGUAUGGUCAUUUCCCUUGGCUUUUAUCUACAAAGUCACAGGCCCCCGAGAUAAACUCGUCUCCCCGAAAUGUCCAUUUGCUACCAGCGAGCAUCAUUGCGCGCAAUAUGCAGGAAAAAACAUGGCGGUUGAUCUGUGAACUCUCUUCCUUUUCCGAAAUUGCUAAACUCAAUGGCAGGAGAUACACUGAGUCUGUUGACAUAGUGAGACCCAAGCCUUUUAAAAAGAUAAUGGACGUUGGGAGGUGAUGCAUUGGCUCCUUUUUCUUUUCUCAGUGCUUGGAGACCAUGUAUGACCAUGUUGCCCCUUUCUUUCCGGUCAUCAUUUGCAGCGUUACUAUUACUUGAAUUAUUUUGUACUCAUAUAACAGAAUACCUGUAAAACCUUUAUUGCUAUCAUUGUAAUUAUCAUUAUUACUUCUAUACUCUUUCUGUCUUCAAAUAGGUUUUUCAAGUUUUAGAGGAAGAAAGGAUCGCAUUUUUGCGGAAUGCCAUGUGGGUGUAUGCCAACAUUACUUCCCUAAAUUGUGUCAAGGUCGAUGAGGUGAGAAUGUUAUUAAACUUCAAAAAGGACACUGGCGUUAAUAUAGAGUUUAUAGUAAAACUCGCAACAGUGCAAAAAUUGUUAUUUAGAUGCCGUGGGACGCCAAUGUUGGUAGCACGUACAUGGCUCACCAAGAUUAAAAUUUAGCCACAGAGCCCUCCAAGUUGUGGCAGAAGCGGGUGACAAUUGUUCUAAUCAUUAUUGGAUCGCUGGGAUUCGUGAAGAGGAUCCUCAUCAAGCCUCUAAAUCUCUUUUCCAUCAAGGCCAAGUUAUACAACAACAACCUGCAAAAGAGGCGAAUGCCAAACGAAGAUUUUUAACUUGCUGCUUAGAGGACCGGUUGUACUCCGCCUAGUGAAGAUGAUGAUGAUGAUAAGUAAUGGUAACAGGACUGAGUGGAGUCCAAUUCGGUCUGUAAUCAUACGAGUGAUUAACAAAAUCGGACGACCGCGUAGCGGGAGUCCGAUUUGUUUAAUCACGAGUAUGAUUACAGAACGAAUUGGACGACACAAAGUUUUGUUACCAAUUAAUCAUAACUUUAACAAAAUUUGUGAUAUAUUAGGCUCUUUUUUUAAUCAAAACACAAGAAAUUCAGAGAUGUUUUUUGCUAGCAGUAAAAAAAAAAAGCCAUUUAAGCGCGCGCGUGAUGGCGCGUACUGUCCAAUUACUUAGGCAUGACGCGUACUGUCCUAUUAGUAUAGGUGAUAGCAUGAGUUGUAGGUAUUUGGCAUAAAUACCACGAGUGAUAUUUCAAAAUUGUUAUACGAAAUUUCACGAGCCGUUAGGCGAGUGAAAUUUGAGACAAUUUUGAAAUAUCACGAGUGGUAUUUGUGCCAACUAUCACGUACAAAUCAUGCUAUUAUUUGUUUAUAUUACUACCCGCAAAAGAGUUGUAAUUUUCACAUGUAGGUAUUUCAAAUUAAGCUGAAAUACCACUGCUCUGAGCCAAUCAAAUUGCAGAAAUUUCUCAUGUAGUAGUAUAAAGGCUGAAAUCAGGGCAGUUGAUAGCCAAUCAGAUUUAAGAAUUUUGUUAUAGUUAUGAUUAUAACAAUAAUAUAAGUAAGAUGUUGAAGGAAUAUUGGUAAUUAAGGCCUUGCCACCGUGAUGAUGAUGAUGAUGAUGAUGAUGAUGGCGGCUUUUUAUUAUCUUUCUUCACUCUUCCUUUCCAUUGCAAUUAUAUUAUUAAAUGAUAAUUAUUUGAUUGUCGCAUACCAUGUUUCCUUUGUUCUUCCUUAUUAAACAGAUUUGUGAGGAGGUAAGAAAGAGUCUUGAACACUGCGAAGUAGACUCAGACAUUCAUCUUUUUAUCAGCAUGAAGCAGACUGGAAUGGAACGGCCAGGUAAGUUAGCUUACAAAACAUUAUCAAAUACCCUCUUACCAUCCUUUUCUCUCUUAUGUACAGUAAUCUUAGAAUAAAAUUCGUUUGGAUUUAGAAUUCCGUCAAGCAAGCCAUUCAAAUAGCACUGGUACUUAAUGUACAUGUACCCUGUAUGAAAACUAGGCUGACAAAACACUGCUUCACACUUGACUUAGGGCGGAAAUCUCUGGUAGACGUUCUACAAUAGGUGAAAACAAGAACACUGAAAAUACAUUUAGCUAUGUUAAGUGAGUAUUCAAACACCGUCAUUGCAAGUAAGGCACGUACAGUACAGUCUGAAUGAAUUGCUACUUGAAUUCACAAGAUCAGUGACUAUUGAUUCUCAAGAGCUGCAAAUCGUGUGUCGCCAAAAUUGAGGCGAGAUUGCUCAUUUUUCUUAAAGAGGCUCACAAACAGAAUGAAUUUAAUACUUGUGUCAUCGUUAUGAUCGAAGAGUUCCGUUUUUUUUAUCAAACCAUAGUAGUUGAAUAUUCAUCACAGUACAAUGAUUUUUUAUUUUCACUGUUGUUGAGAGAACUUGAUGAAGGUUCCACGUGAAUGUGAAGCAGUAUUUUUGAAGCCCAGUUUCCGCAUAAGGUUCGGGUGCUGCUUAUGUCGUUUAUUGACGAAAUACAAGAAUACAAACACAACUGCAACAACAACAAAAACAAUGGUCGAAAUUCAUUCCUUGGCUCCGAAGAUGAGGGGAGUAUAUAUAAGAAAUGCAUAGAGAUUCAAGGACCAUUUCUUUUGUACCCCUCCGCCUCGGAGUUACGUGUUUAUUUUAAUAAGAAGAACUAGUUUAUUAACAUAUCGUUUCAUUAUUGUCCACUGCAGCUCGAAUAGAAUAUGAGAAUUUUUACAUGGUGCAGUCAACACAAAAGGUAAUGCCGACGUCUAGUGGUUUCAAUAUCAGUGGUCCGAUGCCAGGAACAUUCCAGCAUUCCAAAGAAACCAACAUGGCACAACCAACCGGUACCCCGAAAUUACUUGGCCGAAGGCCCCAGAUCCCUAUCCCCGAUAUUCCUGUCCAGGCAGGUGAGUAAACCCUACUCUCCCACGCAGGCGACAUUUUGGUCGUCACGCAAUGAUAUCUCGAAGUAUUGCGUGACAACCUAAGGAGAGGCUGCUUAGGAGACUGAGUUGACUCAGCCAAUCAUCUGGAAAAAAAUGUAGCUAGGAAGGUUUACUUCGAGAUCUUUUCAAAUCUACUUUGGGAGGGAGUUAUCUUCUCAUCAUGCUUUCUUUGUGGAAGAAAUUACUUAGUUGUCCUUUUUUCUUUGUUGAAAUUUUCCUUUCGUUGCUAUCUUUGCUCUAAUGUUUUGCGGAAGGGUCAGCAAAUAUGAACGGUUACCGACAUGCUCCUGGUUAUGUUUAGUUUUCCCAUUUUUGCGGUAGUGUGGAAUUUGGCUUAUCUUACCUCAGGGAAACUGGCAAAUAACUAGAUUGUACCGUCCUGUUAUUUUCCCUCAAAUUGUUCUUCACAUAAAAGUGGAAUGCUCGAUGUGAGAUAUUUCUUACCAUUUCAGUGAUAAGCCACGUAUUAAUUAUAAAGAAUGCGAGAAUAGUUCGGCAUUCUUCCAGUGAAACCACAUGAGUUUUAAAUAUUUUAUUACGUCAUUUCUAUGGUCUAUAAGAGUGCAGACCAUGGAAAGUUGAGGUCGAUUUGUUAAAUACUCCCGAAAACUGUUUAUUUCAAACUUCGUGUUAUUCACGUGCAUAGUACACAUAAUGUAUGAAAGGACAAAGGGGUGGGAUCCUUAAGACCAAGACCUUUAUUGGGAAAGCAAAGAAUACAAGCUUUUAAGCUUGUAGACCACUUAGACCUCUUAAAAGAGGUAUAUUCUCUAUUGUUUGUUGUUCUUUCUUAUUUUGCAGGGCCUUUAGAUGAAUCGAUGUAUUCCACAGUAGACGAGACAAACAAAGCAAAAAUUAAGGAACAGGUUUGUCGUGCGCAGUUUGAUUACGACGCACAAGGUGACCAGGAAUUAUCGUUCAAGGCAGGAGAUAUUAUAAAGAUUCUUUAUAAAGAGGACGAUACUUGGUGGUGUGGAGAAUUCAACGGAAAGAAGGGCAUGUUUCCAAAAGAUUUUGUAGACUUAUUGAAUCAUUGA